Molecule: messenger RNA, 225 nt
Organism: Geodia barretti
Lineage: Eukaryota; Metazoa; Porifera; Demospongiae; Tetractinellida; Geodiidae
Source: the annotation of a GenBank genome assembly
CUGACCCCGGCCGCGCGAGAGCGGCUGUAUGACGAGAUUGUCAGCUGCGCCGCCGGCUGGUCGUUGGCCCGCGUCGAGGCCGGCGAGAUCGAUCGCAUCAACAUCCAUUACGCCGCGCUGAGAGCCAUGCUGGCCGCGGUGACCCGACUCGCGCCGGCGCCCGACUUCGUGCUGGUCGACGCGUCCCGUUGCACCGGUCUUGCCUUCCACAGCGGGCCGUCGUGA